AUGUUUAGUAAGAAUAGAUAGGAAUAAUUGAGAACAUUCAUGGCUGAAAAUCAGGAUCCAGUAAUUUUAACAAGUAUGCUUCAAUAAUUGAAUUAUUGUGUUGAUAAAUGUUCAUAAGAAUUAACAUAAGGAAAUAAUGAAAUAAAAAAUAUAUAAGUGGAAAAGAAGGUUAAGAGUGAGAGAACAAAAAGGGCUGUUAGUUAAGAUAAUACAUGUUAUAAUCCUCUAUGGUUGAUAAAUAAAGAUAAGAGAAGAAUUGUUGAACGACAUAAUUAAGAAUUUAAUACAUUUUUACCUUAAGUAAAAAGAUUAAUUUGAAUUUGAGAGUUUGUUUGGAAUGAAAAAGACAAGGAGAUAGAAUAACCAAAUUAAAGAUUGAAACCUUUGGCUCCAAUAAAAGGAACUAUCAAUAGACCAAGGAUAUUAUUACCAAAAGAGAUACGUAAAAACCCAUUGAAUUAAAGGAAAAGAAUUUAUGAAAGUUUGAUUUAUAAAGAAGGUCUAUGCAAUUUGAUAAAUAAAGGAUUAAUUGAUAAACAUAUUGAUGUGAGUCCAGCUUUUGAAUUUAGUUUGAUGCUUAUGUGAU
Messenger RNA from Paramecium pentaurelia, 586 nucleotides. The record is from the annotation of a GenBank genome assembly. Lineage: Eukaryota; Ciliophora; Oligohymenophorea; Peniculida; Parameciidae.